UUUGCAGUCAUAGGGGACGUGACCUAUGGAUUUGGAUUAGGAAACAAUAUUUUUAGAUCAACUAUUUGAAAUUUGAGCUCACGCGGACAAGCAUUCAGAGAUUCCGUUUUAGGUCUGCCAGGCAUCUAUAUUGUUUGUCGCUGCAUAUAUGAGAAGUGACAACAAGUCAACAAUAUCCCAGAAUUUCACUUCUCCUAGUGAAUAAGUUCACUUUCCAAAAUACAACAUAAAUCGGGUCAACAUGCUUCAAAAUCACUCCACACAGCUGUAUUGACAAAACGUCGACGCGAAAAACUUUCAUUUUUGCCGUUCAAGACGCUUUAUUGAGGUAUGCAUUUUUCAAAUUGAUUUACACAACAACAAACUCAGUUAUGGUUUCCUUGGUCGAGUAUAAGAAAAUUUACAACAAUCCCCUCUUGUUAUCACCAAGGCAAGGAAGCAAAAACGUCUCUUCAAAAUUCGCGUAUUCGUGUGUUUUUUGAAGCGUAAAUCUCUUCGCUUCGAAUAGAAAUUGCUCUCGCUCGCGGAGAACAUGUUAAAACCGAUGAAGUCAUUUUUGAUUCGUAAUGUCUGGCAGCAACUGACUGCGAGAACAGUCGUCGGCGCUAUAGCAGUAUAUUGCUUGUUAAAAUCGAUGCAAUACAGCGUUGACUACUACAACAACUACGACAAGUAUUUUGUGAAGGUGGAUAAUUUAGAUAUAAUACAGGCGGAUUUCCAUUGUACAAGCUCCCUAUCUAACGACUCGUGUACAAUAGAAACCGAAGAAGCCUUAAUGAUGUGUUUCAACAUGGGAAGUAAAUGUUUCGGAGUGACUUAUAACAUCGGAACGAGAACGGCCACAUUCAAGCGUGGUAAAAAUGGCAAACCGAAAUUCUCACUUGGUAUUGUCACCACAUACAAAAAUGAAUAUAAAGACCUUUUGAUGUUGAAAGAAUCAGACGAAUGUGCGCCGGUGAGGGUAAGGUGUUUACCUAAGUUCACAUCAGAAAGAAGGGAAAAGCGAAUACUAAAACAUCAAACAAGAUAUGCAAUAUUCCCAACAUUGACCCAUUUGAUUCUACUGUCAUGAAAAUGCUAAAGAAAGUGGAGCCUCUGGUUUGCAAAGGAGAAAAAAACUUGACAUUUUAUAGAAAUGGAAAGUUGACGCUAACAUCAGCUGGAAGAUUAAGAGCAAUCAAAGCAGAAUAUGAAGUUAUUACAGGACGUAGCAACUCUGGAGAAUGGUUUAAUGUCAAGGAAAAAGGCACCCUUACACCAUCAAAGCCAGAGGUGAUCCUUAACGAAGACAUGGUGUAUGUCGAGAUUCACAAAACAGAUAAUAAAAUUCAAAAAGAAUUUCACAUGGAAGUGAAUUCUCGUGAUGAAAUACUAAACAGAGUUCCUCAAAAGAAACCAGGAAUACCACUGAACAUUAUGAUGGUGGGCUUAGAUUCUACUUCCCAUGCACACUUUCAAAGAAAGCUAGAUCUGAUAUACAAGUACCUCAAGAAUGAUUUGAAAUCACAAAUAUUCAAUGCUCAAUCCAUUGUUGGUGAUGGAACAACUGCAGCAUUGAUAGGAAUGCUGGUUGGACGACAUUUUGAUGAGUUGCCUGAAGGAAGAAGAGGGAAGUUUUCUGCCAAAUGCAUAGAUCGUUGGCCAUGGAUAUUCAAAGACAUGAGUGCGCAUGGCUACGCGACGUACUACAAUGAAGACGAGGUUUUCAACGGCGCUAUUACCACACGUCUUAAAGGUUUCUGCAAACCUCCAAUCGACCAUUACCUUCUACCGUUAUGGUACGUAGCGUUGGAUAGACUCUCGACAAAGUACCAAAAGAUGGUUGGUGGUAUGAGUUAUGUGAAGGGACAUUGCCUUGGUUCGCAGGCCAUUUAUAAUAUCAGCUUCAACAGUAUAAAAAGCUUCUUCAAAGCGUAUCCAAAUCAAUUGAAAUUUGGUUUUCAUAUGAACUCCGACUUUUGCCAUCACGAAGAUUUCAAUUUCAUAUCGUUGGUUGAAGAUGAUCUUUUAUCGUUUUUAAAGUAUUUCAAAACUGAAGGUUACCUCAAUAACACCAUACUUAUAUUAUUUGGUGAUCAUGGUUUACGAUACGGUUUCGUACGUUCUACCGUCCUUGGACGCAUGGAGGAACGGCUACCGUUUCUGUCAGUCACUUUACCGGAGUGGUUUGAAAAGGUCUAUCCAAAACUUUACGAGAAUAUACAGAGGAACAGACAUGUUCUAACUACGCCGUUUGAUAUUCACGCUACAUUCCAACAUAUCCUCAUGUAUCCACGCGAACCUCGGGAACUUCCUCACGGCAAGAGUUUGUUCACUGAUAUAGGAUGGAGGACCUGCGAGCAGGCUGGCAUCCCUUUUCAUUUCUGCCCAUGCGUGGAUUGGAAAGACGUUGAGGUCGAUAAUGAAGACGUACAAAAAAGUGCGUCAGCUGUAGUUGACAUGAUCAACGAAAGAUUGACAAAAAAUAGCGUGGAGGCAAAAUGCGCUCGACUGAAUUUGAAAGAAGUCAUCUCGGCGAAGCUCAUCACGUCAAAAGGAGGAGAAGAGGAAACGAAUCGUGGACAGUUCACGAUGAGCAAGAUUCUCAAAGGAGGAUGCAUGUAUCAACUCCAACUGAUAACGUCACCAAACAACGGCAUGUACGAGUCUACGGUGCAACUGAUCAGCGGCAUUCCAAACGUCAAUCAACAACUUAGCCGAAUCAACGCAUACAACGACCAAUCAGAUUGCAUAAGAAAAACGCAUCCGUUUCUACGUGAAGUAUGCUUUUGUCAUGGAGCGACGCCUUCAAAAACGUAGUUCUCAAUAUGAAUAUGGUUCCUGCAUCCCUAGCGACCCUUCGUGGAUGAAAAUUAAUGGUUGAUUAAACUUGAUCGGUGGAAAUUCAACAUUCAAAUUCGUAAACUGACCAUUUGAUCUUUUCGGUUACAUACAAUCGUGUUUUCCUCAAAUCCAUAUUUAAUAUUGUUAACAUGUAACCGCGCGAAUCAUCGAGAAUCUCUCAAUGAAACGAAGAACAUUAUUAACGAAAGAAAUGGCUGUAUUACCGUCAAAAGGUUAUUAUACCAUGUGGCAGUGAUGGAAGCCAACGUUUCCAAAGACAAUAGUUAAAUUAGCACAUUUCAAACCAAAUUUACCGUCUUUUUGGAUGUUUGUCUUGCAUACGAAUGAAAUUCCCCUGGUGUAUAGAUGAGAAAAUUGACCAUGCAGUCACGGAGGAAGACAACAGUUCAAAUGACAAAAAUUCUUUUUAUUACGAUUGGUAGAUUUUGGGAAGUGUGCGCCGUUAAACAUUUUAAAAUCACAAUUGCUUUUGCUUAGUUUUUUGAAUUUUGGAAUAUUAGUAUUUUGACAUCCCUCCUGCACCCCUUCUAUCCAAGGCUACGAGUUGUGCGCAGCCAUGAUGUGCAAUCUCUCUAGUCUGCAUCCCACAUUCUCCAGAUUAAGUGUCUGUGGUAUAUUUAAGUCCCUGUCAGUUAGGUAGUUGUGUUCAUUGAUGGAAACCAUACGGAAAAGAAACAUAACGCCAGAAAGUUACAGCCUGAAAAGCGUCACCAAGGCCACAAGUUAAACUUGUGGUAAUAAAUUGAAAUAGUUUUGGUUUGUUUAAAACAUGAAUGGACAAGACAAACAACAAUCUGAUUGAAUUCAUUGAAAUAUCCGAUCAAGCGUCGAAUAAAGCCGAUGAACUGAAAUUCACAUCUCUUAUAUUCUAUUGGAAAGACAAUCCUGUAUUAAACUAUCAUGUGUUAAAAGGAA
This is a messenger RNA of Xenia sp. Carnegie-2017, 3759 nucleotides long. RefSeq lists its product as uncharacterized. NCBI's taxonomy places the organism in Eukaryota, Metazoa, Cnidaria, Anthozoa, Malacalcyonacea, Xeniidae. Bases 1069 to 2799 code for a protein of 576 amino acids. The record is from RefSeq and is a predicted model, not a curated record. The transcript is spliced from 7 exons.